This is a messenger RNA of Drosophila eugracilis, 2690 nucleotides long. Its product is annotated as cilia- and flagella-associated protein 91. The transcript has 3 exons. Bases 1 to 2646 code for a protein of 881 amino acids. The record is from RefSeq and is a predicted model, not a curated record. Lineage: Eukaryota; Metazoa; Arthropoda; Insecta; Diptera; Drosophilidae.
AUGCGAGAUCGCAAACUCCGUGAGAAAGCUAAGUUACAGGAAGAGCGAAAAGAACGAAUAUUAAAAUUUCUUCAAGAAAACCGAGAGUCCCAGCCAGUCGUUGUCCCAGAGAGAAAUACAUUUGCCAAGAACCGAAAACCGCCUCGAAAUGACUUUAAAAGUGCAACAACGGAUCUUAAAUCGUGUUUGAUUGCGACUCCCUCAGUAGAUCAGCGAUUGCCAGCCGGUGAAAACAAUCCAGCUGCACGAAGAACGGGAAAUCUACCUCGAGUCGAUGAAGAAUGCCAAUUCCAUUCACCGGGAAGAUUUUUUCUCAAAGGACGUAACGUUAACAUUGCUAGUCAAGAAGUCUAUUUAAAGCCUAGCAAACCCUUACGAAAGGAGUUGAAGAAUAAGUGUGAUUUCUUUCCAAAAUAUGUGGACCCAUCGCCUUUUAAAGACCAAAUCACUCAGACACUAUAUAGGGAGUCUUCGGCGCAGACCUUAGCCUAUUUGCCAGAUGUCGAAAAUGUCACAGAAAGCUAUGGCCUAGAGCUGUUUACUCUACCUUCAGUUUUGCCUGGCAAUAAGCCACCGGGUCUAUAUGAGGUGGAAAUUUUAGAGCGUGCUCGUAAGCGAAGAAGGUUCUUGGAAGGAAUGAAAACCAAUUUUAUUAAUCAACGGAUUAAUGGACGUAAACUUGCCAUACAUCAGUAUGCAUCUCUGAUGGAGGCCUUGGAAUGGGAGCACUGGGUGGAGCGGGAGGAACAAAUCCAGGAGUGCCAGAUGAUACGACUAGAAAUGGUGAUCAAGAUGUUUGAUAAGAGGGAGAGAGAGAUGCAUUCCGCAUCCAAAACGCGUUUGAAACAAGGACUCGAGCUCAUUGAGAAGCGACGUAAGGCGGCAUUGCGAAAGAAUGAAAUCGAGUAUCAGCGUGGUAUGCGACGAAAUCAGAAACAACUGGCCAGGACUUCGAUCAGAUGGCAGAAGCAGAAGCCGAUGUAUUCCCUGGGAUCACCAUGCUCUGAAUUCUAUGCUCCAGCCAUAAGAUAUGGAGUGGAUCCGGGUCGUCGUAAUUUCUCCCCAACCGCUAGUUUCCGUGCUUUUAACAUGAGAAUCGAUGAACUGGAGAAGCAAAUCAAUCUUAAAAUAGUUGAGUGUCCAUUUUCUAAACUAAAUCAAUGGUCUAGGCCUAAGCAACAAAUUUUAGAAGUCGAGAAUCAUUUCCUGAAAGAGAACAAUCUGAAACAACUUUACAACUCGUUGAAAAUAUUGGGGACCAGCAUUGAAAAAAACAAACCAAAGCCGAAUUGCCUCAAGACCCGCUUUCAACCUCAAGACACACCAGGCGAAAACAGCAGGUUGGCUUCGGCAACAAUGGAAAGAUUUUCCAAGCUCUAUGAUAGGGGAGAAGAAGAUCCUAAAAUAUCAUCGCAGAGGUCCUCAACAAAAGAAGCUAUCAGACAACAUCUGAAAUGGCACGAGAAUCAGAUAAGUUCCGAGUAUGCCCAAAAACUAAAGAAAGACGAUAGCAAGAAUGAUUUAAGGAAUAUGCUUGUCACAUACGAGGGCAGUUUAAUUGGUCACAUAAUGCAGUUCCUCAACGAUGAAAUGACUCGGUUGAAGGAACAGCGUCGUCUUCACUUCUUUGCAGUUUUGGGGCAAAAAGGUCGUUGGAGUCGGGAAGCAGUCGAGGCAGGAGAAAGGCAAAAGGAGAACGCAAUGAGGCAAUUGUACGAGGAAAUGUUCCAGAAUUCCAAUAGUGUCCAAACCGACAUCAGUGAUCAAUAUGUCCAUAGUAUACUGACCAAUGAUUUGGGUUAUAUGGCUGCUGAAGAGGCAGCUGAAACAGUCACGGAGUUGGCCAGGCAGAUUGAUGUGGACAUCGAACGCUGGCUGGAGAGUUUCAAGUUAAUCCAAAAUCCUCUUACCUAUAUUCCAUUGCGUAUGAUGUUGCAAGAUAUGGUCUGUCCGGAUCUAAAUGCUACAUUGCAAAGAUAUGAGAAUACCAUGAUUGCCCAGUAUAUAGUGGAGGAUGUGAUCUUUGACAGAAUAUGGAAGGAGCUGGAACCCUAUGACAUAUCUAGCACCCUGACUAGCGAUCUCAUUGAUCGCCUCAUCGACAAUGAUCUGUAUUUCUUCUCCUCGGAAAGUGAAAGUGAAACACCCCAGAGAACUUCCUGGUACGAAGCCCAUGCCAUAAUACGAAAACUUAUUCGACAAUCGGUACCCGGCAGACGUUGGAAAGAGGAAGUCGAACGUAUUGUUUACGAGAACUAUAAUGAUCUGAUGGAUGAUAUAUUUGCCGAAAUGAUUUUCAGAAGAGAUAAUCUGCCAAUUCUCGAGCCUGUUGUAGUGCAUUCAACACUUUCACACAAUGACCUAUCAGCACAUGAUAAAGUUCAAUCAACGAGGGGUCACGAGUUCCAAUCAUCGAAAACUACAUCUGAUACGAGUGCUGGAAGUGAUAUUGUAAUCAAAACACAAUUAUUAAGCCUAAAAAGAAAAAAAAAAAACUCAGAUACGGGGUUCGGUAAAGAUCCGCCGGUUUCAGUUGAGACAAAGCCGAUCAACGAAGAUAUUGUGUCGUUCUUUGAUGAUGAUGAUCCUUGGCCUUGGCUUCCAAAUUGCAAGAGUGCGAGUUCAUCAAAGAAAAAUCUUUAUUAGGACAUAAAACUCGAUCGAGAGUCUUAUUGAAUAAUUAAUUUAUA